Messenger RNA from Liolophura sinensis, 4695 nucleotides. Its product is annotated as inverted formin-2-like. The record is from RefSeq and is a predicted model, not a curated record. The transcript is spliced from 15 exons. Bases 397 to 3879 code for a protein of 1160 amino acids. Gene Ontology annotation, molecular function: small GTPase binding; actin binding. Gene Ontology annotation, biological process: actin cytoskeleton organization. Lineage: Eukaryota; Metazoa; Mollusca; Polyplacophora; Chitonida; Chitonidae.
GAAUAACCCUUUUGACAAACCACAAAAGUGAAACACAGCAUUUUGUUGAGAGGGUAAAAAAGAGCCCGCCUGUGGGUGGAUAACCACUACCAUCUGCUAUCACAGGGACCCGGAUGUCAACCUAGCUCAGUCGUUCACGAGUUCAAACUUUGAAGAGCAGGAAUGUGUGAGGACGUCCCACACGAGACUUAGCUGAUUAGCUUUACUGUUUUGGGCCCACAACUUUGUGUAUAUACAUACGGUAGGAUGGCCAAAGGGAGACCAUGAUAUUCAGUGUACUCAAUAAGAUAUGUGCAUAAACUAGCGAUCCAGUCCGACCUGAUAACACUGUCAACAGACUGAUCAGAAUGGACUGAUUGUCUCGGCCUAUUUGUAUCCGUCUAUGCUAAGAAGGCUAUGGCGAGCUUUUUCCGAAAGGCCCUGGCCCGUUUCCAGGCGUUCGCCGCUGAAGAGACCACAUCAGAAGAAGAAUCAGAUGAUGAAGACGUUUUCGAGGAUGUCGAUGAGGAUUACGACCACACACUGGGCUCGUCUUUACCGUCGACCUCACCCCCAGAUGUGAGCGGGACCAGUGUGGACGGAGAUCCCGGAGGUUCAAGCGCCGGUGCUCGACCGAAAGCCAAUGUCAGUUUUGGGCCCGACACCUCCGCCAUCGAGGCUGCCCCGGCGGCUGCUAAGAAAGGCGGUGUUGCCAAACGGCCGUACAGUAGGACUCAUUCUUGGAAGAGCAGAAUAACCCAAACUCUGUCCCAUGUGGAUUUUGACAAAUGCGAACCGGAGAUUUGUGUGGGACUUCUGAAACUGCCGUCUAUGUCAACGUACUCGGCACUCAAGAAGAAAAUGAAGAGUGCUGAUGGGACAUGGGUUGAGGGCUUUCUGGAGGCGGGUGGAUUGAACGCCCUUUUGGAGUAUGUAGACAUGAUCGGGAGUAAAAGGGUAAACCAGCUAUCGGAGGCUUUGCUUCUACUGGAAUGCGUAGCGUGUAUCAAGUGUGUUCUGAACACCAAACUGGGCGUGGAUUAUCUGGUGAACCAUGAGGACUACACCACCAAGCUGGUCAAAGCUCUGGACACUAACAAUGUGAUGGUGAAAAAGCAAGUGAUAGAGCUGCUCUCGGCGCUCUGCCUGUACUCGCCGGAUGGUUACAGACUCGCUGUGGAGGCCCUAGAGAGCUUCAAGGCAGCCAAAAAACAACGGUACCGCUUUAGCCUGAUCAUGAACGAGUUGAAAGGUGCGGACAUUGUACCAUAUAAAACCACGCUCCUAGCCUUCAUCAACUGUAUCAUAGUGGCGACUGAGAACCUAGAGGAACGCAUGAGGAUUCGAAAUGAGUUUGUUGGCCUGGAUUUGCUGGAUCUGAUCGUGGACAUGCGCAAUGAAGACGAUGAUGAUUUGAAUAUUCAGUGUGACGUGUUUGAGGAAGAGAAGCAGUGUGAUGACGACACGUUCGCCAGCACGCACUCAAGCGGCAUUGACAUAACAAAUCAUCAAGAUGUGUUUAAUGCUAUCUUCCAGAAGGUAUACAACACCCCUCAAGCAGACGCCUUCCUUACAAUCCUUCAGACAUUACUCAACAUCGAUCCGGAGGAUGACUUAAGUGUUAGUCAGUGGGACCUGCUCCAGGAAGUGUCACGACGUACUUUACUACUGGAUAAAGAGACUCCCCCGGACAAACUGCUGGCCCGCAUGGCAGCUCCCACCAUUACUGUGCCACAUCCGUCAGUUGAGAGAUCCGUGCAAACCGAUGUAAAUACAAAGGCCGUGGUGUGGAAUAAAAGCCCCCAGGCGGGACUGGUGAACGGUCGGUCAGACUCUGGGUAUACGAGUGACGGUAGCCCGGACCACCAUAUCUCCAGCCAGAACCAGUUGAUGGAUAUGAGACAAACAAAUGGGGUUCUCAGUCACAAGGAGCAUGUAGAGGCCGUUGUCCAGUCACAGACAAGCACACUGAAUUCAGCUGAACCUUUCAAACCAAAGACCAGUGAAAAAUCAGACACUGACGUUGGUGCCGUCGUGAACGGUAUAUCACCAGCGAUACCGCCGCCCCCACCUCUCCCCAAUUCUGUGAAUGAUAGUCACACUAUUUCUGACAUUCCGUCGCCACCAGAAGCUCCAUCACUGCCUGGUGUACCGCCACCUCCUCCGGCACCACCUCUUCGGGAUGCUCCGGGCAUCCCACCCCCGCCUCCUCCUGCACCACCUCUUCCGGGCGCUCCGGGCAUCCCACCAGCUCCACCACUCCCUGGUGCUCUUGGCAUACCACCGCCGCCACCAAUACCCGGCAUGAACGGAUUUGAAGGUGCACCGCCUCCUCCGCCCCCACCGCCACUACCCGGCAUGUCAGGUGUGCCCCCACCACCUCCAAUCCCUGGCACUGGCCCACCACCGCCGCCACCACCUCCACCAAUUCCAGGCGGAGGCCCACCUCCGCCACCACCGGUACCGGGAGCCCCAGGCGCUCCCCCUCCGCCACCUGUCCCAGGGUACAGACCAGCAAAUCUCACAUUCCAGUCACCUACCAGAAUCGCUGGCAUCUCCACACCGACUCCAUCCACCAAGCUGAGGACAUUUAACUGGACCAAGGUUCCCCCACAAGCUCUGUCCCGUGGUGAUCACAGCGUAUGGCAAGAAGUUCUUAUUAUGGAUGAUAAAGUACAGGUUAAGUACGACACCAUUGAGAAACUCUUCAGUCAACAGAAGGUAGAAAAGGCCGUUCAACAGGAGAAAGCAAAAAAGAAGGAACCAACCGAGGUGACCCUGCUAGACAUGAAGAGAAGCAUGGGGGUGAACAUUUUCCUGAGGCAGUUUAAAAUGUCUCAUAAAGAAAUCGUAGAAAUGAUCAAAGAAGGAGAUGAGCAGAAGAUUGGACCGGAAAGACUGAAGGGUUUACAAAAGCUGCUGCCCCAGGCUGAUGAGAUCGAGAUGAUAAAUAAUUAUGAGGGAGACAAAGAACGAUUAGGAAGUGCCGAAAAGUUUUUCUACCACCUGUCCAAGUUGAAUGGCUACAGAAUGCGGGUGGAUGGGAUGGUGCUAAAGGACGAGUUCCGGUCCACUAUGGACGUCCUCAAACCUGACGUACAGACAGUCAUCAAGGCCUGCGAGCAAUUAAUGGAAAGUGCUUCUCUAAAAGAGUUCCUUCGAUUUGUGCUCCACACCGGCAACUUUCUCAACGCUGGCGGGUAUGCCGGUAAUGCCGUGGGCUUUAAAAUCAGUUCCCUGAACAAGCUGAUGGACACACGGGCAAACAAGCCUCGAGUUACUCUGCUACACUUCCUAGUCUCUGAGGCCGAGAAGGAAAACAAAGAGGUGAUCAACUUUGCGGAGGAAUUGUUACCCGUCAUUACUCCAGCCGCCAGGUUAACAGUGGACGGUUUGUCAUCCGACAUGAAUCAGCUCAAUAACUCUGUCAAAAAGUUGGAGUCCCAGAUAGAGAAUCAAAAUAGUGACAUCAAAGACCAGUUCAGUCAGUUUCUUCAGGGUGGUAUUGUAGAGUUGGAAGAGGUGCAAAAAGGGCUGAACAACAUUCGGGAAUUGUCAAAAAAACUUGCCCAACAUUUCUGCGAAAAUGAAAACAGUUUUAAAGUUGAGGAAUGUUUAGUCAACUUCAAAGUUUUCUGCGAAAAACUACAGCAGUGUAAAAAGGAAAACGACCAGCGAAGAAUACAGGAGGAAAAAGCUGAAAAGAGGAAAAAAGAGAGAGAAGCUCUGGUGAAAGCUAACAAAGGUAAGCCGAUCCAAGCCCCAGUGGAGGAAGACGGUUGUAUCAUUGACAAGCUCCUCGGGGAUAUUCGAAAAGGAACCAAGCUGCGGAAACGCGCUCCGCCUGUGACUCCCGUACCGGUGAAACCGGAAGCUGUCGCCACGGAAUCGACGUGUUAACAUAAACAUACUUUGAUAUUUUCAAUGAACACAAAAGAAGCGACUUAUAUUUAUUAUUUUAUUAGUCUGCAAGAAUGGUUUAUUUACAGUACGCUGAUGACCAGGAGUGCUGAGGAAUACUCCUGCUGGUUAACACACGUGUCUCUCAUGUUACAUAGGGACGUGCACAAAGAACACGCGUUUGCAGCAGAAUUUUCGUUCUUCCGAUACCAGGCAUGCGUUUAUAUAGACCUGUAAAAUAUCUCAGACAUCAACCAUUUCCUCUUUGCUUUAUGUGUAUUCUGUCUUUGUGUUCUUCCUGCAAGCAUGGUGUUUUAUGUUGUCAUAUUGGCGUUGAUAUUUUUUUAGUAUCAUUCGUAAUCAGACUAGUCAAUAUGAUUUUGUUGAAAGUUGAAAGACAACGGGCUUUUUAGCGGACUGGAGUUUGGCGAAAGAUGUUUGGUUAUAUGGAUGGAUGGAAUUUUUUUUUACAGGGAAUUUAUUUGUGUGAAACGACUAUUUAAGUGAUAAUUACUACUGGUUGGUCGUGGCAUGUGUAAAAUAUCGUUUACAGAUAGGUCAAACAAAUGUGAUUGUGAUCAAACUUGAGAUGUUGCUUAAAGCUGGCCGAUUAAGUCGGACUCAGGUAUCAUAGUGCUGGAUGAAAUGGACGUGUGUAUUUGAAAAUUCUCCCGUCUGUCUUACGUAGGGGACACGUUGUGAGUCCAAGGAUUUCCCGAUGUGUCCAAAAACAUUGAGAUUUUGUUGUUUUUAGAUUAUGUUUAUAAAGAGACAGGUGCAUAUUAAAGUUUACGGUGCUCUAAGCACACGAUGUUA